This is a messenger RNA of Gossypium raimondii (Peruvian cotton), 2309 nucleotides long. RefSeq lists its product as uncharacterized. The record is from RefSeq and is a predicted model, not a curated record. The transcript is spliced from 12 exons. Lineage: Eukaryota; Viridiplantae; Streptophyta; Magnoliopsida; Malvales; Malvaceae. Bases 261 to 2048 code for a protein of 595 amino acids.
AAAUACAGUCAAACCUUAUUACCUAACCGCACUGCGCACGCGUUUUCGUUGAAGCAUAUGGCUCCAAAUUUCCUGCUAAUUUUCCAGUAAUCUUCUCGCGACAAUUUUACAAAGAGGAAGUUAAAAUCUCGAGCUUUUGGUGAUGGAAAUUAGGCUUAUUUUUCAUCCCACCUCAUUGAAAACUUUCUUAGUUUCUUCGGUGUACUCUCUCACACCUGACCUCCUCUCUCUUCUCUUCACUGGUAGAAAUCCGUGCCAAGAUGAGCUUAGUUAACUCGCCAUCCUCCGAUGCUUUUCAUGUCCCUGGCAACAUCGUGAAUGAUAGUAUGCCACCAGCAACCAAUCCCAUCUAUCAAGUGGAAGAGAUCCCAAGUGAGAACUACUUGACACCGAGUGCAAGCAACUUUGAUCCUAAUAUGACACAUGCCUCGAUAAUGAACACUCCUAGCAUGCUAACACCACAUGGAGUGACACCAGCAACCAAUUCGAUGAAUUUUCAAGAGAGAGAGUUCUCAGUUGGAAACCUUCAGUCUCCUAUGAUGACACAUGCCUCGAUAAUGAACACUCCUAGCAUGCUAACACCACAUGGAGUGACACCAGCAACCAAUUCGAUGAAUUUUCAAGAGAGAGAGUUCUCAGUUGGAAACCUUCAGUCUCCUAUGAUGACCCAUGCCUCAAUAAUGAACACUCCUAGCAUGCUAACACCACAUGGAGUGACACCAGCAACCAAUUCAAUGAAUUUUCAAGAGAGAGAGUUCUCAGUUGGAAACCUUCAGUCUCGUAUGAUGACACAUGCCUCGAUAAUGAACACUCCUAGCAUGCUAACACCACAUGGAGUGACACCAGCAACCAAUUCGAUGAAUUUUCAAGAGAGAGAGUUCUCAGUUGGAAACCUUCAGUCUCCUAUGAUGACCCAUGCCUCAAUAAUGAACACUCCUAGCAUGCUAACACCACAUGGAGUGGGACCAACAACCAAUUCGAUGAAUUUUCAAGAGAGAGAGUUCUCAGUUGGAAACCUUCAGUCUCGUAUGAUGAUUCGUGCCAAUAUGAGCAUCGCUAGCACUUCAUCCCAUGAAGCUAUCUCUGAAGGACAAGUGAACUACUCGAAUCAAGAGAGCGAAGGGUUGCUUAAUCGUAACCAGAUGAAUGACUCGAAGAGGAGUAUAGGCAUUAAAAGAAGCUUGGAUGCUAGAGAAAAGGGCACAGAGGAACAAUGCAACUUCCAUCAAUCACUAGAACCGAAAAAUAAAAAAUUAACCCUCGAACAGCUUGGAGAGAAAGAUGAGAAGCAAAUAAACAAGAUAAUGACAGAUCGGCUUAACAGGCAGCUAGAGCAGGACAAAAAGUCAGAUAUGGAAUUAGUGCACACCAAGCAAUGGCCAGCACGACAGGAUGUGGAAGAAAUUAGGCAAGACUGCAAAGAAAUAGCUAAAAAAUAUGGUUUAAAAACACCUGGGGCGAAGCAAAGAUUGCUCGAAGUAGCAAGCAAGUUGGAGAUAAAACAAAAAGCACGUGAGGACUCUGAGAACCCUUUCACUAAUAUGGAUCACAUCGUGAAUAAUUUAGGUUUAUAUUUCGAUGGUCGAUUCAUUGAGGCAGUAAAAGAAAAGUUUUCUCUAGAUCUUGGUAAUGGUCAUUCUGCAAUGUCUCCACCUCUACCCUCUGCUUUUAAUGAUUUGAAAAACCAAGUUUAUGUCCAAGGCAACAAACAAGUGGAGCCAGAAGAUUUUCAAGGUUUACCAGAAGAGUUGAAGAAACUUCGUUGGGGGGAAAUUCCAAGCUACCUUCAACCUAUUGCGAGCCAAAUCGUAAAGGAUUUUGCAAAAGUUGAGUUUAGCCAUACUACAGCUCUAGUUCUGUUUUGUGCUGCAGUAAAAGAGAUGGAAGAUUUUUCAGCUGAGAAAUUGGACUUGGAUACGUUAAAGAAGUGGGAGGCAACACUUAAAAAGGCUAAGGAAGUUGGUUUUCAAGUGGGAUUUGCUGAUGAUUUGUUAAGGAAGAAUUUGCUUGCCUACUUUGCUCACACACAUAUUCUUGGAGGAGGCUAAAAAAAGGAAGUUGGAGAGAUCAAAGGUGACUCAGCUCUCAUUGCUGAGAAUCAAAAGGGUGUUUUGCAUUCGCAGCAAAAUACACUGAACUUAUUUGAUUUGAUGCACUUUGGGUUUCAAUAUUUACUUUUCUCUAUUUAAACUAUUUGGUUUUGGGUUUAAAAAAAAAAAAAAACUAUAUGGAUACUUGGGUGUUUUGCUUGGACUUGGUGUUUUGCAAUCAUUUAUAUUAUAUGGUUUUUGAGACAUUGAUAUAUUUCA